Moneuplotes crassus is the source of this 591-nucleotide messenger RNA. The record is from the annotation of a GenBank genome assembly. Lineage: Eukaryota; Ciliophora; Spirotrichea; Euplotida; Euplotidae.
AUGAACAUGCAUACCCUUGAUCAUGAACCAGCCAGGUCCUUUCAUGCUAGUAGGAAGAGUGUACAUGAAAGGAUCCAGUCACAUAGAGCCUCAAGGAAAGAUUCGAAGCAUACUGUGUCCUGUAAUGGUAGGGAACAGGUUCCAGUCAGAGUUUCAGAUUAUGAUAGUUACCCUAUUCAUAAGAUUUCUAAGAAAUAUGAGACUAUCUCCACUGCGAGUGGUAUGACAGAUAAAACCAACGGUAGCAGAACUUUUAAUAAGAACAAGACUUAUCAAGAGAAGAUGUAUAACCAGAAAAGAAUGACUCAUAAUGGAGGGAUGUUCAACAAGUCCCAGCAUAGUUUUAAUAAAACAUUAAGAGAUAGAAAUACCUUCUUUUCAAUCUUCCCGAAUUACAGAAUUGCUAAAGAUAAUAAGAGAAGCACAAUGAAGUUCCACUUCCAUUACCCUAGAAAGUCAAUGGAUGGAAGAGCUACUCAUAUGAUUGAUAGGACUUUCACUAGAAAGAUGGACCCGAUGAAGAAAUAUACAGAAGAGAUGCUAAAAAUUGCUUCAAUGAAGAGAUCAAUCAAGUAAAAGCUUGUUAUCCCU